UGGGGUUAUAUUCAUGUCUCUGUCUAUAUAUACUCAAGCACACACACACAAGCCUGUGUGAGGACUGAGCGGAGAUAUCGGGAGCAGAUUAAACUUGUACGUACUGAAUUGAACCAUAAGAAGAAACGUCAAUGGAUCCGCGGACCAGUCAGGGACGGAAGAAGGAACCUUGCCGAGGAGCCUGGAAACCCGAGGAAGACAAGAAACUGGUUCAAAUCAUUGAAUUACAUGGCCCCAAGAGGUGGAAGCUUAUUGCAGCCAAAGCAGGUCUGAAUCGAUGCGGCAAGAGUUGCAGACUGAGAUGGUUAAAUUACCUCAGACCCAAUAUCAAGAGAGGCAAUAUAUCAGACCAAGAGGAGGACUUGAUACUCAGGCUUCACAAACUCCUAGGCAACAGGUGGUCUUUGAUAGCUGGAAGACUCCCGGGUCGAACUGAUAAUGAGAUUAAGAAUUACUGGAACUCUCAUUUGAGCAAGAAGAUAAGUCCGAGAAAACAGAACAGAGGUUUCAAAAAAGAUUUAACGCCGGAGAUAACCACAUCACCCAAGAAAGCUGCACUUAGUGUUAGUAAUGAAGAGCAAGGUAACACUAAGGUGACGGAGGACUCGAAGUCUGGCUUUGUCGAAGACCGUGAAUUGUUCAUUCAUUGUAGCAGCGAAGGACCGAUAAAUUUGGAAUGGGUGGGCAAGUUUCUUGAAAUGGACGAAACUUGUUUUGGAUUUGCAGAUCAGUGAACUCCGUUAACUUUCCUAGUUUCCUUCUUGUCUGUCAAAGUUUCUGUUUCAGUGUUUGAUGUCUGGUUUAAUUAGGGAGGGGAUCGGAUUAUUCCGUGGUUUAAAAACAACCACCAUUGUUGCGUAAUUGAUGUCUCUUCUUCUGUGUCUCGGAAUAUUAAAGAAGAAAAGCCUUGUAAUCAAAUAACUAGUUGGAAUUAAUUUGA
Messenger RNA from Prosopis cineraria, 940 nucleotides. Its product is annotated as transcription factor MYB4-like. NCBI's taxonomy places the organism in Eukaryota, Viridiplantae, Streptophyta, Magnoliopsida, Fabales, Fabaceae. The record is from RefSeq and is a predicted model, not a curated record. Gene Ontology annotation, molecular function: transcription cis-regulatory region binding. Gene Ontology annotation, biological process: cell differentiation. Gene Ontology annotation, cellular component: nucleus. The transcript has 3 exons. Bases 132 to 734 code for a protein of 200 amino acids.